UUUCGGGGUUUAGGAAUGCCAUGGACUACGGGCGCGGCAAGUCUGUAUGUUGAGAAAAAAAAAGCCCAAUCGAGCCCAGCGCUGCAGCGCAGCCCAAAGCACCGUUCCUCUUCUUCUUCGUCACUUUCAUUGGUUUUUGAUCUCUCUGUAAAAAAAAGGACUUUUCGGUUCUUCCUUCGGAUCGAAGCCAGCCAACCCACCUCCCUCUUUCUCUCCACCAACCGCUUGAGCUCGAGCCCAUCCGCCACCGCCGCCGCCUCCUCCUCUUCGGCUGCCCGACGACCGGUGCAUAGGUAUUUCCAGGGUUCAAAAGGGGUUGACCUUCUGGUUUGCAAUAUGUAUUUUGAAGGCUAUGGUUACCGUGGAAGUACGUUUGAGCAGACCUAUCGCUGUUACCCUGCAUCUUUCAUUGACAAGCCCCAGCUUGAAACUGGUGACAAAAUUAUCAUGCCACCUUCAGCACUUGAUCGUCUUGCAUCUCUGCAUAUUGAAUAUCCUAUGCUAUUUGAAGUCCGCAAUACAGCUGCAGAACGUGCUUCGCACUGUGGUGUUUUAGAGUUCAUUGCAGAAGAAGGCAUGAUCUACAUGCCAUAUUGGAUGAUGCAAAAUCUUCUUCUGCAAGAAGGUGAUAUGGUGUUUAUAAAAAAUGCCAACCUCCCAAAGGGCACAUAUGUGAAGCUGCAGCCUCAUACAACCGACUUCUUAGAUAUUUCAAACCCCAAAGCAAUCUUGGAGAAAACUUUGCGGAACUACUCUUGUCUAACCACUGGUGACAGCAUUAUGGUUGCGUACAAUAACAAGAAAUACUACAUUGAUAUAGUUGAAACAAAGCCUUCCAGUGCUAUAAGUAUAAUUGAGACCGAUUGUGAGGUUGAUUUUGCCCCACCACUUGACUAUAAAGAGCCUGAGCGGCCAAAACCUACUGCCCCUCCUACUGCAGCACCCACUGCAGAGGCUGAAGCCGAAGAGGAACCAAUGUUCACUCCCUUCACUGGUCCGGGAAGGCGCCUGGAUGGGAAGCCUUCUAAAGAUCUGGAUGCGUCAGGCUCAUCCCCUGCCAAGCGGCAAGCCAAUGCAACCAACAGCGUGCAGCCCUCAACAGCCUCCACAUCACAGAGCACUGCACCACGUAAAACCACUGGUAAACUUGUCUUUGGCUCAGGGGGAAACCAGUCAUCAAAGGAAACAGACAAGGUACCGGAAAAGGAUGCAGAGGAGGACCCAAAGAAAGAAGAGCCCAAAUUAUCAGCGUUUACGGGAAAGAAGUACUCGUUGAAGGGCUGAAUAGACAGACAAUGUGUAGUUACGAGUACUCCCGGUGAUGAACAUCAUUAGGGAGAAGAGUACGACCUUCUCCUAUUUAUUUAUCUCUGAUCCCUUUCAAAUCUUCUUUUUCUGUCAACUGUGUUCCUUUACCAGCCACUGUGGAUAAGUUCAACUCAUUCUGUAAAAAUUAUUUUAAUCUGUGCCCUUGGACUUUUAGCAAGCUUAUGCAUAUUUUCUUUGUCA
This is a messenger RNA of Brachypodium distachyon (stiff brome), 1509 nucleotides long. RefSeq names its product ubiquitin fusion degradation protein 1 homolog. The transcript has 10 exons. Gene Ontology annotation, cellular component: VCP-NPL4-UFD1 AAA ATPase complex. Lineage: Eukaryota; Viridiplantae; Streptophyta; Magnoliopsida; Poales; Poaceae. Gene Ontology annotation, molecular function: polyubiquitin modification-dependent protein binding. Bases 16 to 1284 code for a protein of 422 amino acids. The record is from RefSeq and is a predicted model, not a curated record.